This is a messenger RNA of Leptomonas pyrrhocoris, 4295 nucleotides long. RefSeq lists its product as hypothetical. The transcript has a single exon. The coding region runs from base 201 to 4295 and encodes 1364 amino acids. Lineage: Eukaryota; Euglenozoa; Kinetoplastea; Trypanosomatida; Trypanosomatidae. The record is from RefSeq and is a predicted model, not a curated record.
GCAUACAUAUAUAUAUCUUUUAUAAGGCGCAUGCGCUGUGCGUGUGUUGGUGCGCACCUAUCGGUAUUUGCUAUCUUUUGCCGCGGCGACGACGCACCCUAACGCGCAUAACCACUCAUAGAAGGGAACGACUUCUCCCCAAGGACAUACAAAGCAAAAUUGUAAAACCCCAAACAACAUAUAUUACUUCAUAGUGAACCAUGUUUAGCCGCCGCUCCAUCCAUACGGCCGCAGCCGCCCUCGCCGGCGCCUCCGUCGCCACCGCCGUCACCUCCCCCACGUCGCAGACGUGGCUCACCAUCACGGGCGACGCCGCCAGCUCACACGUGAAUGGCCGUCCAUGGACGCUGCGCGUGCCGCUCGAGGUGGGUGUUGGCCCGUCCUCCUCGUCGUCGCCCGCGUCAUCGUGGAACGCCGCCGGGUACACGGGGCACGGGGUGCUGCGCCGCUCUCGCACGCUCCUGGCACCGCACGGAGCACCCACGCAUGCGUCUGGCACAGCAACGGCAGUCCAAGGCGACGAAGAAACACGCGGUCCCUAUGACGUGACGAUUGACGAGGCCCUCCUCGGCAAAGAAGGUGGGGGGAGCAGCGCGGCGGCGACGACAACAAAGAUAUCAACGGUGCGUGAUCUUGUCCGACUGCUGGUGGACCCCGACGUGGGGACGGGGGUCGAGGCGGUCCCCCUCCGCGACUUUGCGGCCAUGGCGCCAAAGCGGCAGCUCCGUGCGGUGAACAACGACCACGAUUGUCUCAGCAUUUUACUGAACAGUGAACGCUAUCAGAGCGAGAAGGACGCGCGUGCGCUGCGUCUGAUCGGCGUGACGACGGUGGGGCAGUGGCGGGAGCAGCCGGAUCGCGUCUCGCUUAGCGCCUACGGUCGCGGUCUGCUGGACACGGCGUACAGCGCCCUCGCACGCACGCGGCAGCAGUCGCAGAAAGAUUUGGUCGUGGCGUGGCUGACGCGCACAAUCCAGCGCGCCGUCGCCGAGGAGCUGAUGGCUCCGAAGAUGCUCCCCUCCGGCGUGGACGAUGGUCGUGCCGCCGGCACCGCACAGAUCCAGACUCCGUCCGUGGCAGGCGCGGAAAAACGAGCGUCGCCGCUGUUGAUGCACGUGGACGCGGGCGGGAGCACCGAGGCGGAUACCGCUUACACGACCACCUUCUCGACGCCUGACAAGGAGGUAAGUGGAGGAGAGAAGAAGAAGGCGGAAGCGCAUGAGGAUGAAGAUGAAGAUGAUGCCCCUGCGGCUACUGCAUCACGUCGCCGCAGUCCUCGUCAGCGCACGGCCCCUGCGCCGGCAGACGACGUCCACGAGGAGUCAGCGGCAACAGCGGCGCAAGAUGAGGAAGACGAGGAAGCGGCGGACGACGCUGUCGAAGAGAUUCUUGAAGAGGUGGAGGCGGAGCGGGGAGAAGAGGUGGAUGCGGAAAUGGCUGGCCUGAUGACGGAGGCGGAAGCUAUUCUGCAAGGAGGCGGAGCAACACCCACCACCACCACCGCAAAGUCUACGCCCCCUGCGAAGGCGGCGCCGGUGGCGACAGCAGCCGCCGGUACGAGCGCCGCGCAGACGUAUUCGAAAGGAGCACCUGCGGAAGAAGACGCUGCAGCAACCGGCGAAGAGGAAGAAGAGGUGGAAGAGGUCGUCGAGGAGGAGGUGGAGGAAGAGGAGGAGGAGGGGCACGACGAGGCGGAGCCGGCGCCCGCACUGCCACAGCCUGCAGCAUCCGCAACCGCAAUCACGGCUACGACCGCCCAGCAGAAGGAGAAGCUGGCACGCCUCGCCGAGCUCAUGCUUAAGCAGUUCAACACCGCGGACGGAUACCUGCACCCCACCAACAAGGCCGAGCGCACGGAGCAGGAGCAGCGCGGCGACAUUCUCGUGCUGGACGAGGACACCGCCCAGGUGGAUCCGCUGAGUAUGUUCAGCGCCUACCACGCAGCCACUGUGACGGAGGCCGAUCCGAUUGGGGUGCGGGCGCUGAAGACGAUUUGGACGUCGUACAACAGGCAUCAGGUGGCGCUCGAGGAGGCGGGCGACGCGGCCGCCGCAGACUUCUACAAGCACGCGAGCGUUAACGCGCUGCUGUACGGCUCGGUGCUGAUGCGUGCCCUGGCGCGGGAGGAGCCGGUGGUGGUGCUGGAGGGCACCGCACUGCCGCGCUACGGCUUCCCGCUGGUGUCCUCCGACACACGACCCUUUUACUCCUCCCCCACCACCACCGCAGGACAAGCGGCAGCGGCAGCAGCGUCUUCUGCAUCGUCUACGGUGACGGACAUGACGCCGGGGAAGGUGCCGACUGCGAUGCAGGCGUACAAGGCCCUCUUCAACGAUAAAGCGAAGCGCUACUCCCCCUUCCGCCCCGCCGUGGACCAGAACGCUGGCUGCAGCGUUGUGCGGCUGUCCGGCACCACGUUGCACCUCUACUUCACCUCCACGAAAGACCACGUCAUGGAGGAGGAGGUGCGGCUGCCGUUUGCGGAGGUGAUGCUGGGCAUGCUGCACCUGCUGCGGCAGAAGGUGCUGCCCCGCAUCAACGUGGUGCACUACCACCUCAUCGCGACGAAGCUGGCGGAUGCGACCGCCGACACAAACUUCAUGCUGCGCUCGACGGCUACCCUGGACUUGACGAACCCCUUCACAAAGGAGGAGCACACACGGCUGAAGGCGCUGGCCGCCCCGCUCGGUAUGUCGGAGGAGAUGGACGAGUUCCGCUGCAUCGAUGAUUUAGUGAUGGAGAUUGAGGACAACUCCGGUGCCUCCGUGGUGCACAGUCUGCUGCACAACCGCGAAGAUUUGGAGGCGACGCUGACGGCCACGCUGGCGCAGCUGCUGCCCGAGGACGUGGAGGCCGAGGCGAGGGGCGAGAAGGCGACGACGUCCGCAGCGACGGAAGGGGAGGAGGAAGCCGGGGAAGAAGAGGAAAUGGAGGAGGAGGAGGAAGCGUCCCCACCUCCUCCUCCCGCACCACCAGCAGCUGCGGUCUCACGGAAGGAAAAGGCGGCUGUGGGUUAUGGAACGCACGCCGCCUCCGCGCGUCGCACCGUCGCACCGUCCGUGACAGCAGCAGCGGCAGAGGCAGAGGAGGACGACGCGAUCGAAGAGGAAGACGAAGAUGCGGAUGAAGGGACAAUGCAGGUUCGCGACGAAGAAGAAGACGUGAAAGCAGCGGAGGACGAUGAUGAAGAGCUGGAGGUGGUGGAAGAGGAAGAGGACGAUGGCGAAGACAGCGUAGCACCGCAGCCCGUUGCACGCGGCCCAUCCCGUGGGAAGCAAAGUCAGGUGCAUCACCCUGCACCUCCAGUGGCGCCGACAACUCGACGCUCCGCGGCUCGUCCCACAGGUCCCUCCUCCGCGUCAACAUCUGCCGUACGGGGAGACCUGGAAGACGAAGAAGCGGAGCUGGAGGAGGCCAUCUACUCCCAGUGGCAGAAGCACAAGGCGCAGCAGCAACGGCGACACACUCCUGUUGGUGGUAGCAGCGGUCCUGCCAGAGGCAUCAAGGCAACUUCAGCCGCUCGCGCUGCGGUGGCGCCCGAAGUGGACGAAGGCGUGGAAGCGGAAGAGGAAGUGGAAGGGGAGGAAGAGGAGGUGGAAGAGGCGAAGGUGCCUUCACCGCCGGCAGGGGCGCGCAUGACACGAUCCUCCGCGUACCAGCAUCCUCCUCCACCAGCUGCCGCUUCCCCGGCGAAUUCUUCACGACGCGGCAUCGCCCCUCACACACGCGCGGCGACGACUGCCGUUGAAGAGGAGGAAGAGGAAGUGGAAGAGGAAGAAGAAGUGGAAGAGGAGGUGGAAGAGGAAGAGGAAGAGGAAGAGGAGAUGGAAGUGGUGACGGCGCCGGUGCUCCCGCGCAGCCCUGCCGGUCGUCGUGCCGUCCCAGUGGAGGAGGUGGCAGCAGUGACAACCCCACCGCGUCGCUCUCCACCGUCACCACCGCAGCAGCAGCAGCCCAUCUCACCGGUUAGUGCGUCCACCGCCGCGCCUGGACGAGCACGCGGACCGCCGUUGGUUCCUCCUCGAGCACCCGCAGCAGCAACACGGAAGACGCUGGAGGAAGACGCCGGGGUAGAGCAGCAGGACGAGGAUGUCCCUCCGUCACUUCCGCAAGUGCGCACGCGUCGCGGGGCGGCACGGCGGCACUCCGCCCGCGCUCGCCUGGCGGUGCAGAUGGACGAGGAAGCCACCCACCGCGCCAGCGUCAGCGAGGACGGCGGCAGCGAGCCCAACAGCGCGACUGCGGAUGACGAUCAAUGGUUCCGAAAGAAGCCGAAGCGGCGUUACUUCGAGUAA